Molecule: messenger RNA, 1942 nt
Organism: Rubroshorea leprosula
Lineage: Eukaryota; Viridiplantae; Streptophyta; Magnoliopsida; Malvales; Dipterocarpaceae
Source: the annotation of a GenBank genome assembly
GAAAAAUCCCAAAAUAAAUUGAAGAACCCUAAUCGGGUUCCCUCCGUAAAAGCAGAAAACUUUCGCUCACAAAUCUCCCGUCUUUCUGCUUCGCAGCUCCAAAUUGAGUUCUCAAAACCCUAAUCCUUUCAGAGUUUGUUAAGUUUGUGUUGCAGAUACUCAGAUUGUUAAAGAAAAACCGAGAUCGAUUGCGAGAAGUGGAUGGUAACUAUGGAAGUAGUGGAGAUGGAGAAGGAGCGAACAAGAAAACGGCCUCGUCUUGCGUGGGACGUGGCGCCAUCCGGGUUAGAGGUUGGUUUCUCAAUCAAAAUUAGGGAUAGAGCGUACAGAGCGAGACAGGCAGAGAGUCCAGGAAGCAAAAAGGGCGAAUUUUACAAUGAAUUUUACAAGGUUAUGAAACAAAAUCUGACCUUUUCGGGUUGGGUAUGGUUUGUAGGCGCAACGGGCUAUGGUGCCGGUGCAUGAAGGGGCUGUAGCAAGGCGAGCGUCCCCUCCAAGAAGGGACGAUGAUCACGAGGGCCAUUAUGUGUUUAAUCUCGGGGAAAAUCUAACUCCCAGAUAUAAAAUACUAAGCAAGAUGGGUGAAGGUUAGAUGUCAAGUGUUCUGCUGUAUACAAGAUCUUUUGUUUUGUCAUUCUGCUUGUGCCAUUCAGCACAUUGAUGGUAUUGUAGGCACCUUUGGCCGAGUUUUGGAAUGUUGGGAUCGCCAAACACGAGAAUAUGUUGCAAUCAAGAUAGUUAGAAGCAUACGUAAAUACCGUGAUGCAGCAAUGAUUGAAGUUGAUAUACUUCAACGGCUUGCCAAGAAUGAGAAGGGCAGCUCACGCUGUGUGCAGAUUCAAAGCUGGUUUGAUUACUGCAAUCACAUCUGCAUAGUGUUUGAGAAGCUUGGACCAAGUUUAUUUGAUUUUCUAAAGAGAAAUAGAUACUGCCCAUUCCCUGUGGAUCUUGUUCGGGAAUUUGGACGUCAGCUUUUGGAAUCUGUAGCAUGUGUGUGAUAGUUAUUGGCUUCUGUUUUAUCAUAUUUUGUUUUCUAACCAAUCACCCAAUUCUGUUUCUUGGACUGUUUUGUUUGUCCAGGGGUUGCAAUUUGUUCUAUAGGGUCCCUCUUGUUUAAUACUUUUUUUGUUCGUAAUGUAUCCAACAGAUAUGCAUGAUUUACGAUUAAUCCACACUGACCUGAAGCCAGAAAAUAUUCUUCUUGUCUCUCCUGAAUAUAUAAAGAUUCCUGGUUACAAGAGAAGUUCUUCAGAUGAAAUGCAUUUCAGGUGCUUGCCAAAGUCAAGUGCCAUUAAGCUGAUUGAUUUUGGUAGUACUGCAUAUGAUAAUCAGAAUCAUAGCUCCAUUGUUUCCACAAGGCAUUACAGAGCCCCUGAGGUUAUACUAGGGUUGGGUUGGAGUUAUCCGUGUGACUUAUGGAGUGUUGGUUGUAUACUUAUUGAAUUAUGCACGGGUGAAGCAUUGUUUCAAACACAUGAGAAUUUGGAGCAUUUGGCAAUGAUGGAGAGGGUAUUAGGACCACUUCCUGAGCAUAUGAUUCAAAGGGCCAACCGGGGUGCUGAAAAAUAUUUCAGAAGAGGUUCUCGAUUGAAUUGGCCAGAAGGAGCAGUUUCCAGGGAGAGUAUUAGAGCUGUUAAGAAGCUUGAUCGAUUGAAGGACAUGGUGUCGCGACACGCAGAGAGCUCAAGACAUUCCCUCACAGAUUUGUUGAGUGGUUUACUGAAGUACGAUCCAUCAGAACGCCUUACAGCCCAUCAAGCUCUGGAACACCCAUUCUUUAAGAAUGCAAGUUAAGAAACAUUUUGAAGUGUAUUCUGUAAUUAUGCCGGAUGUCAGGAUGAUGAAAGGCUGUUUAAGGCCCCAAGUUUUGAUGUUCAAAUGUAGUUAGUACAAUUUACAAUAAAAGAAAAUGGGGUGCUGGCCAAGUAUCAUUGCCAGUUAG